This is a messenger RNA of Saitoella complicata NRRL Y-17804, 444 nucleotides long. Its product is annotated as DNA glycosylase. Gene Ontology annotation, biological process: base-excision repair. The record is from RefSeq and is a predicted model, not a curated record. The annotation marks the transcript as partial. Lineage: Eukaryota; Fungi; Ascomycota; Saitoellomycetes; Saitoellales; Saitoellaceae. Gene Ontology annotation, cellular component: nucleus. The transcript has a single exon. Gene Ontology annotation, molecular function: DNA binding; catalytic activity.
CUCAUCCAAGAACGGCUCUACACUGAUCCCUGGAAAAUGUUCGUCGCCGUCCUCCUCCUCAACAAAACCACCGGCCGGGCAGCUUUUCCAGUGAUGUGGGAGUUAUUCAAAAGAUGGGAUACACCCGAAAAGAUGGCAAAAGCGAACUUCCACGAGUUACGAGAACUCGUGAAGGAUCUUGGGCUGGGGAAUAAACGGCCGGUGACGUUAAUCCGCUUUUCACAAGAAUGGCUCGCAAGACCACCAUCAGAAGAAACCAUGGCCUACAAAAAAGGUUACAAAAAACAAUAUCCACACGAGACAGCCAUUGCGCACCUGUACGGUAUGGGCCCCUACGCUUUCGAUUGCUGGCGAAUCUUCUGUGAGAAGUCGAGCAGUGAGGCAUGGAGGAGCGUACGUCCGACAGACAAGGAAUUGCGGAAGUAUCUGAGGUGGCGCUGGGCG